UUUAUCCCGCCUCCUCGCUUUCGGCAUUGGCAGACUCCGCCCCUCCAAAGCUCCGAUUGGCUGUCUGAAAUAACUUUCUCCUUCUAUUGGUCUAUGGUUCCGUACUGCUGUGUAACGUCAUCCGUUUGGGCGUUCUACGCAAGCCCCGCCCCCUUGAGUCAUUGGUGCCUGAGCUACGUUACUCUUAACCAGUCUGAUUGGCUAGCCCGCCAAUCAUUCAUAUUUGAAUAUACCCAAGGAACCCGUGGCCUUAGUCCUUCAGGUGGAAUAGUGUGCGACAUGGGAAAGAAAACCAAGAGGACAGCUGACAGUUCUUCUUCAGAGGAUGAGGAGGAGUAUGUUGUGGAGAAGGUGUUAGACAGGCGUGUGGUUAAGGGCCAAGUGGAGUAUCUGCUGAAGUGGAAAGGCUUUUCUGAGGAGCACAAUACUUGGGAACCAGAGAAAAAUUUGGAUUGUCCUGAGCUAAUUUCUGAGUUUAUGAAAAAGUAUAAGAAGAUGAAGGAGGGUGAGAAUAACAAACCCAGGGAGAAGUCAGAAAGUAACAAGAGGAAAUCCAAUUUUUCAAACAGUGCUGAUGAUAUCAAAUCAAAAAAAAAGAGAGAGCAGAGCAAUGAUAUUGCUCGGGGCUUUGAGAGAGGACUGGAACCAGAAAAGAUCAUUGGGGCGACAGAUUCCUGUGGUGAUUUAAUGUUCCUAAUGAAAUGGAAAGACACAGAUGAAGCCGACUUGGUUCUUGCAAAAGAAGCUAAUGUGAAAUGUCCACAAAUUGUGAUAGCAUUUUAUGAAGAGAGACUGACGUGGCAUGCAUAUCCUGAGGAUGCGGAAAACAAAGAGAAAGAAACCGCAAAGAGCUAAAGGACGGGUGGUCUCUGUCAUUUCUCUUUGUACAUAAUACAUUCGCCUCCCUGCCUUUCCCUUCUGCCCACCCUCUUCUAUCCUAAACACAUCCAUAAAAAAAAAAAAAAAUGUGCUUAUCACUGUGCUCCACAGGAGAAAUGUUGGUAUUGGUUCUCUUGUAACAUAACUGAUGGUCUGAUUCAUGAUAAGUGUCUUUCUGUGAAGACCAGGCAUUUACAUACUGUGUGUAAUUCCCACAAGUUUUUCCUUUGCCCUUAUCUCUUCCUUCUGCUCCCCUGUGACCUCAAGAUAAGUUUUAACUUUUUAAUCACCUUAAGAGUCUUGAUCUUUUCAGGGUUGGUUGCUUUUUAGAUUGGGGGAUUUUAUUACAAUGAUGAUGAAUUUUGGUUUCUUGCUUUGUUUCUCAGAAUAUGUUGAUGACCAGCUGGCCUUUAUUUUAACAUGUUGGGAUGGAAAGAAUAUUGCCCAUCUUUUAAAAAGCCAAUAGCAACUGCCUACCUGUUGGGGCUUUCCCAACUUCUUUAGCUCUACCCAGGAGAAUCCAGGGUCCCUGAUGUGGUCUUCUUCUGGGCUACCCUCUGUUGUUCAUCCUCACCCAUCCUCCCAGAAUAACUCCGUCCUUUGGAGGACUUGAAAUUUUAUGUUGAAAUUUAUCAAGGCCCUCCUUUUAGCCCUAGGAUUUUUGGCCUUGUUCUUAGUAAUCCCUGAUUCUCCUUCUGUAAGUUUGUCAUAAAAUGACAAGAUUAUUAACUAUGGGACAAGAGGAUAUGGGGUAGGGGCAAGAAACAGUUGUCUUUAUCAUGUAUGAUGUGUACGUAUUCUUUCCUUCCAUCCCUUAUAUUUAGACUGUAUUUAUGUAGGUGUGAGUGAUUGCCUGGUGCUUGCUUGUGCCAAGGUGCUAGGCACCCUCCAACCCUGCCAACUUUUGUGGCCUCCCAAAGCAUUCCUGUUACCAAAGAGGCUUCAAACCUGACUCUCUCUUCUCAAUGGACCUAUGUUGCCCUUCCAUGUCAUUAUUUUCAGUGGGGAAUUAUUGGAGGGGAGCCAUUGGCCACAGUAUCAAUUUUAAAUUUUCAUUAACAAUUAUAUAUACGUUUCCUGCUUUUUUUGACUCCUGGAUUUGCCAACAGAGUCCACAAAGUAUUAAUGUUCUUCUCCUUUUCCACCCUCAAAUUUUAUUUGAAUCUUAUUUUUUAAAACCCAUUUUCAUGGAAAACUAUCACCUCAGAAAGUGGCAGGUCCUUGCAUUAGCAUGUCGACACAACCUUUACUCCCUACUCAGCCAAAUAGUUCCCUUUUGGUUUCUUCUUGCUUUGCUAAUUGAGAGAUUUUUUUAUGAUAAUAUCCUUCUGCCUUUGUCCCCCAAACAAUGCCCUACUUCCCUUUAUCCUUUUCUUGUAAUUGAGAGGGCUAGAGAAUCAGGACUAAACAUAAGGAAGUAGCAGGGUUUGAGCAUCCUUGUCCCAGCCUCAAAGCUGAGGAAAUAAGAAUAAAUGCUUGAAGUAGCCUUAAUUCUAGAGUUUGCCAGCCAUUGAGGCUGUUUUUGUUGUUUUUGAUUUUUAAAACAUAUAGCUGUCUGGCCAGGAGCAUUCAGCCAUUGCUAGAUUAUUCAUARUAAUGAGGGGAAUGGUGGAUUGCUCCAGUCCACAGAUGAGCCAAAUAAUAUGCAAAUCAUAUACCCAUUCAUAGCAUUUGUUACAUUGCUUCCCUGCUCAGCUGCUGAUUGAAUUCUGUAUGUUGUAUAAAUUAUGUCAAAAAUUAUACUGCACAGUUGAGAAGACAGCUGUUGCUGCAGUGACAGGACAGACUGGAACAAUGGAGCUUUUGGUUUAAGUCAGCCAGGAAAAUCUUUUUGAAUGGUAAUGUGAUUGGGGGGAGAGCUCAUAACCCAUUCCUUUCGUGGGUAGGAGUUUUUAUCUCCAUAUUUCUUUGCUCUAUGAAGGAUUUAAAGGCCGGAUCAAGUGGUAGAUCAUUGACAGUCAUUUGUAUUUAAUCUGAUGGGCAUCAGCAAGAAAAGAAGGAUGGUCAGAAAACACAUUUUUCGUACAAGUAACACAGGAUAUCAGGGUAGGUAAGAAUAGGGCAAAAGAUGUCCAGAGCUCCUGAGAAGGGGAUCACCCAGAUCACUUUGACUGACUGCUGGAGAAAAUGCUAACCUACCUAAGUAACCAGUGCAUGCCUCCCAGUGAUAGUGGUUAUGUGAACUGCAAUGACCAUGUUUUUAAAAUCAAAUCUAGCACAUGGACAAGGAAAACAGCAAUAUUUGGUACUGAGAUUAGUCCUUGAAACCAGGUACACGAUGUUUUGCUGUGGCUAUAGGUAAUGUUGAAAACAUUUAUCAAAGUCUGAAUUUCCUUUACCAAAAUGACCCUAGUGUCAUCUGUUACUCAUCACCCCUUUUAAUUCUCUUCAUUUCAUCUUUUUCUGUCUUCAGUUUAUAGAAUCAUGGUUUUCUGAGUUACCAUCAAAACAACUUUUGUUCUCUCCUUGCUACUCACAGCUGGUUGUGUGGAAUGUAGGGAACCAGAGCACCAAUACUAAUUUCAGCCCUUAGCACAAAGGAAACCAGAUGCCUGCCAGUGCCUCCAGCAUUUGUUGGUGCUGGGUAGUUGUUCUCUCCAUUGGAGAAUUGCAGCCUCAAACAAAUCUGUUUCAUGGAACUUUCUCCUCUCUGAGGAGUUUGUAGCCAGGGGUGCUCACCACUGAGCUACAUCCCUAGAUCUUCUUAUUUUAUUUUGAGAUAGGGUCUUGCCAAGUUGCC
Messenger RNA from Urocitellus parryii (Arctic ground squirrel), 3619 nucleotides. It is a transcript of the gene Cbx5, whose product is annotated as chromobox 5. The record is from RefSeq and is a predicted model, not a curated record. NCBI's taxonomy places the organism in Eukaryota, Metazoa, Chordata, Mammalia, Rodentia, Sciuridae. Gene Ontology annotation, cellular component: nucleus.